CGGCCCUUCCCACCUCUACCUUAAACCGUACCGACCGAUCGCAUUGCAGCAGCUCCGCACCUCAGUCCAUCAUUGCUUAUACCUUAUCCUCACCUGAGCUGUGUGGUUGAGUCCUCCUCCGCCGGCGUCCCUCGCUCCACCAUACUCCCCGCACACGUCGCAUUCGAUCGGUAGCGGUAGCGGUGCUCUCAUUCAAUAGCACCUCCAAGUGUACCGCAUCGGACAUCCGACUGCUUGCUUGUCGGCGCAUCAUCAGCAGCACCAAACAGCACCGGACAGACCGACCCAGCCCGUCUGCCCAUCGCCGCCCUUCCUGUUCUUCCCGACAACCUCCCAUUGUCCUUUGGGCCCUUCUCCACCACGCACAUCCGCACGCAAACAGAUUGCCCGCCAAUUUCGUACCGAGCGAUUGCGAUCGUACCUCCUUGCUGUCUUGCCGGGCCCUUGACUUCACCCUACGACAACAUCGCACUCUCCCUCCCUCCGCUCCGGCGUCACUUAUACCAUACCUCACGCCCUCCGCAUCCUCCGCCGCAGUUCAACCUCCACCCGCUCGCACGUUGAGCAUCUCAGCCGCCACGACGCCGCCGCCGCCGAAUACAGAGAAAUUGGCUAGCUACGACAAUCCCAACGUUCGUCGUGAGCCUGACUCUCGCUUGCCGCAAAAGAGGAAAGAAGGGCCAGACACCACAUCCAUGCCGUCGCUGGGCUUCCUCAAGAAGAAGCGAACCAAGGACUCUACAGCGUCCAACGAGGUCGCUUCGCCCACUUCACCCACGAUCGGCUCGCCAAUAUCACAGACCUUGUCUAGACAAAGCAACCUUUUUUCCGAGCAGAACCAACAGUCGCAGCAGCAGCCGCCGCAGACAUCUGGCCAAGAUAGCGUACAGCAGAACACAAGCGCCUCGCAAAGCUCAAACGCCAAAGCCGACGAUCCAAUGAACAUAUCACCCCAACCUUCGGCAGUCCAGCAGCAGCCAGCUCAGCCGCAGCAGCAAUACAAUGGCUCGCAGCAUGACUCUGCUCACGAGCAAAACGGACACAACCCGAAUCAGCAGCAUGUGCCACUGUUGAACGUGAGCAAAACAGCGCCGACGGUCAAUCCACUCCGCGAGACAAAGGGCAAAUACACGCUGAACGACUUCCAAAUUUCACGAACGCUCGGCACGGGAUCUUUCGGACGUGUGCAUCUGGUCCAGAGCAAGCACAAUUCACGAUUCUACGCGGUCAAGGUGUUGAAAAAAGCACAGGUAUACAAGAUGAAGCAAGUGGAACACACAAACGAUGAGCGCAAGAUGCUGCAGCGAUGCCGGAAUCCAUUCCUCAUCACUCUGUGGGGCACAUGGCAAGAUUCGAAGAACUUGUACAUGGUCAUGGACUUUAUUGAAGGAGGUGAGCUGUUUAGCUUGUUGAGGAAGUCUCAGCGCUUCCCAAAUCCAGUCGCCAAGUUUUACGCCGCCGAGGUGACUAUUGCGCUCGACUACUUACACAGCAUGAACAUCAUCUAUCGUGAUCUGAAGCCAGAGAACCUGCUCCUCGACCGACACGGCCACAUCAAGAUUACCGACUUCGGCUUCGCAAAGGAGGUACCCGACAUCACCUGGACGCUUUGCGGGACGCCAGAUUACCUCGCGCCAGAGGUCGUGAGCAGCAAAGGCUACAACAAGAGCGUCGACUGGUGGUCUCUCGGAAUCCUCAUCUUCGAAAUGCUCGCGGGAUUCACACCCUUCUGGGACUCCGGCUCGCCGCUGAAAAUCUACGAAAACAUCCUCAAGGGCCGCGUCAAGUACCCUCCUUACAUCCACCCGGACGCUCAAGAUCUGCUCUCGAAGCUCAUCACGGCCGACCUGACCAAGCGUCUGGGCAACUUGCACGGCGGCAGCCAGGACGUCAUGAACCACGCGUGGUUCGCCGAGGUGACGUGGGAUCGGCUCGCGAAGAAGGAUAUCGAUGCGCCGUAUGUGCCGCCUGUGAGAGGUGGAGCGGGUGAUGCGAGUUUGUUCGAUAAGUAUCCCGAGGAGACGGAAGCUUAUGGUGCCACUGGCGACGAUCCUCACAGGACGUUGUUCCCCGACUUUUGAAGACAGAGAGCAUAAGGUAGGAAAGCAGACCUAUUUUGAUAAUGGAAUUAUGUGAACGAAGAGGAAAAGCAAUUGAAGCUUUGCCAUUAA
This is a messenger RNA of Zymoseptoria tritici IPO323, 2171 nucleotides long. RefSeq lists its product as uncharacterized. Gene Ontology annotation, molecular function: ATP binding; cAMP-dependent protein kinase activity. The record is from RefSeq and is a predicted model, not a curated record. The transcript has 4 exons. Lineage: Eukaryota; Fungi; Ascomycota; Dothideomycetes; Mycosphaerellales; Mycosphaerellaceae. The coding region runs from base 696 to 2081 and encodes 461 amino acids. Gene Ontology annotation, biological process: peptidyl-serine phosphorylation. Gene Ontology annotation, cellular component: cAMP-dependent protein kinase complex; nucleus.